AUUCCCCAGCUUCCAUUUCUGUAGACUGGGGAAAUCUCGCCCUGGUAUUUGCAUUCAAAUAAACUACCUGGCCCUUUGUUGCCUCUCUUCGCCUGCUUAUUUCUGCUAGAAUUUAUCUUACACCUCGCAAUCUCAGGACCUCAUGGAGCCCAGAGGAACUACCGAGGGAGGCACAGGGAAGACUGAAGUAGCUGAGCCUUGGAACAAACUUCCCUGCCCAGCACCCUCACUAUCCACAAACCCUGCCCUCUACUCUGGGCCCUUUCCUUUCUACCAACGCCCUUCGGAACUGGGCUGCUUCUCCCUGGAUGCACAACGCCAGUACCAUGGAGAUGCUCGAGCCUUGCGCUACUACAGCCCACCCCUAACCAAUGGUCAAGGCCCCAACUUUGACCUCAGAGAUGGAUACCCUGAUCGAUACCAGCCCCGAGAUGAGGAGGUCCGAGAGGGACUGGACCACCUGCUACACUGGCUUCUGGAGCACCGCGGCCAACUGGAAGGGGAUCCAGGCUGGCUGGCAGGGGCUAUCGUGACAUGGCGGGGGCACCUGACAAAACUGCUGACGAUGCCAUAUGAGCGGCAGGAUGGCUGGCAGCUGGCGGCCUCCCGGUUCCAGGGGACGUUGUACCUGAGUGAGGUAGAAACACCAGCUGCUCGGGCUCAGAGGCUUGCUCGGCCACCCCUCCUCCGGGAGCUUAUGUACAUGGGAUACAAGUUUGAGCAAUACAUGUGUGCAGACAAACCCGGAGGCUCCCCAGACCCCUCUGGGGAAGUUAACACCAAUGUGGCCUUCUGCUCUGUGCUACGCAGCCGUCUGGGAAACCAACCUCUGCUCUUCUCAGGGGAGGUAGACUGCAUAGACCCCCGGGCACCAUCCACACAGCCCCCCACCUGCUAUGUGGAGCUCAAGACCUCCAAGGAGAUGCACAGCCCAGGCCAGUGGAGGAGCUUCUACAGACACAAACUUCUGAAAUGGUGGGCUCAGUCAUUCCUUUUGGGGGUCCCAAAUGUUGUUGCUGGCUUCCGUAACCCAGAGGGUUUCGCCUGUUCCCUCAAGACCUUUCCUACCAUGGAGAUGUUUGAACACAUCAGGCUUUGCCCAGAACACAGUUGUCCAGGAUGACUCCAGACUCAUCUACCUCUUCUCCUGGGAGCCUGGCAGCCCAGUCACGGUAUCUGAACAUCGAGAUGCACCCUAUACUUUCCUGCCCAUGUGGUACGUGGAAGCCAUGACCUAGGACUUCCCAUCACCCUCUAAGACACCCUCCAAGGACUGAUGCUUCAGAGGUGCAGGCCUGUCUCUGUGUGCACAGAUAAAAGCAUAUUUCUAGGUGUUUCUUUC
Molecule: messenger RNA, 1342 nt
Organism: Manis javanica (Malayan pangolin)
Lineage: Eukaryota; Metazoa; Chordata; Mammalia; Pholidota; Manidae
Gene: DXO
Product: decapping exoribonuclease
Biological process (GO): nuclear-transcribed mRNA catabolic process; NAD-cap decapping
Cellular component (GO): nucleus; cytosol
Molecular function (GO): mRNA 5'-diphosphatase activity
Source: RefSeq, a predicted model, not a curated record